UUGUAUUUAGUCUCCGAUCGUUCUCGCUAGAACUCACAUCAUGACCGUAGAGGAGCCGCAGAUUGUGGCUAUUAGUGUCAGCCACAAACAACAAGUGGGUUACCUAAAAGAGGAGUCCACCUGGAUACAUUGUCCUUCGUGCGAAAAGUCUGGAUCGAGUGUGGUACAAUUGGAGGUGGUUACUUGCCUGCAGAGAUUCCUGCGGUUCACAAAACUUUGUAAAAAGUGGCAGGGCCGCCAGGAUAUUAACCACUAUUGUUCACACUGCGGCUGCUUUAUUGGAAGAUUUGUGCCCAUCAGCUGCAUGGAACGGUGUUUGUCAAGAUCAGCUCGUAAGCAGGCCGCCGUGGAUGAUAUGACCCUAAAAACACGUCCCAAGGAUUGCGCUGAAAAGGCUCAGAAAUCCAGGGAGAAAGUCCUGGCCAACAGAGAAAAGAAAAGGGCAGAGAAAGCUGCUAAGGAACUGGACAAAUCUCAAACCCAAAUAGCAGUUCACCAAUAGUUAAUUGGUUUCUGUAUUCACUGCACUCAAGCU
This is a messenger RNA of Drosophila gunungcola (fruit fly), 535 nucleotides long. RefSeq lists its product as uncharacterized. Lineage: Eukaryota; Metazoa; Arthropoda; Insecta; Diptera; Drosophilidae. The coding region runs from base 41 to 502 and encodes 153 amino acids. The transcript has 2 exons. The record is from RefSeq and is a predicted model, not a curated record.